This is a messenger RNA of Solanum dulcamara, 3699 nucleotides long. Its product is annotated as WEB family protein At3g02930, chloroplastic. Gene Ontology annotation, biological process: reciprocal meiotic recombination. NCBI's taxonomy places the organism in Eukaryota, Viridiplantae, Streptophyta, Magnoliopsida, Solanales, Solanaceae. The record is from RefSeq and is a predicted model, not a curated record. The transcript has 3 exons. The coding region runs from base 390 to 3299 and encodes 969 amino acids.
UUUGUAAUUCUCCCCUUGUGUUUGUGUGUGAGAGAGAAAGAGACAGUGUUACUAAUGUAAUGGCGUGGCCACUCUGGAGACAGAAGAACACCAACCCCAAAUGAUUUUCUCUGUAAAUUCUUCCCUUUCCUCAGUUCUACUACUGAUAUACUACUCCUGCUGCUAGUACUACUACUACUGUUACUACUUGAAUUUUUACUAUUUUCUUGAUAUAGAGACUCAAAAUUUCUUUGUUUCUUCUAUCUGUCUCUCUCUAAGACAAGACCAUGUCAGCACUAUAGCAGCAAAACAUCCUCAUUUCUUGAUAAAGCACCAUUCUUGUUUCCUUAAGUUGUGAAAUUUGGAAUUUGUAUCUUGUUUGCUGCAAGAAUCUGCCUCCCACCGACACCAUGGCUACAAAAUCAAAAUCCACUCUGGGGGAAAAUCCUAACAAGUCAACACCAGCAACUCCUCGAGACCGGGUGAGCAAAUUGAGCAGGGGACUAUCAAAAUCUGAUGCUGAUUCGACCUCACCAUUGCAGAAUUCACGCCUUCCAGUUGAGAAAUCUCCAAGAUCUGUUACUUCCAAGCCUUCUGUGGAACGGCGGUCCCCUAAGAUCAGUACCCCACCUGAUAAAAAGCCAACGCGGAUCCUGAAGCCAUCAGAGCUGCAAGCUGAAUUGAAUGUUGUUCAUGAAGAUCUUAAGAAGGCAAAGGAGAAAUUAGCUUUGGCUGAGAAGGAGAAAGAGAAAGCUCUUGAAGAAGUGAAGGAAUCUCUGAAAAUGGCUGAAGAAGCCAAUGAGAAGCUGAGAGAAGCUAUGGUGGCCCAAAAGCGAGCUGAAGAGAACUCUGAAAUUGAGAAGUUCCGUGCUGUUGAGAUGGAACAAGCAGGCAUUGAAGCAUCUCAGAAGAAAGAAGAGGAAUGGCAGAAGGAGCUCGAAGAUGUGAAGAACCAACAUGCUUUGGAUGUUGCUGCUCUCCUAUCCGCCACCGACGAACUUCAACGGGUAAAGCAAGAAUUAUCCAUGACUUCUGAUGCCAAAAAUCAGGCACUCAGCCAUGCUGAUGAUGCCACAAAGAUUGCUGAAAUGCAGGCAGAGAAGGUGGAAAUUCUCUCUGCCGAGUUAGUGAGACUGAAAUCUUUGCUUGAAUCUAGGAAUCAAAGUGAUUCUAGCGAGAAGAAUAAGUUGGUGGAAGAUCUGAAACAUGAGAUAGUAGCACUGAGAGAAGUAGAUAAUGAGAAGAAUAAAUUGAUGAAAAACCUGAAACUUGAGAUAGAGGCACUGAGAACAGAAGACAGCGAGAAGAAUAAGUUGUUGGAAAAUCUGAAACUUGAGACAGAGGCUCUGAGAAAAGAAGAUGAUGAGAAAAAUAAGUUGUUGGAAAAUCUGGAACAUGAGAAAGAGUCACUGAGAAAAGGAGAUGUUGAGAAGAAUAUGUUGUUAGAAAACCUGAAACUUGCGAAUGAGGUAUUGAGAAAAGAUGAUGGUGAGAAGAAUAAGUUGCUGGAAAAUCUGAAACUUCAAAUUGAGGCAUUGAGAAAAGAAGAUAGUCAGAAGAAUAAGUUGUUGGAAGACCUGAAACUUGAGGUAGAGGCACUGACAGAAGAACUCGAGGAGGCAAAAAGUUAUGAAGAGAAAUUGGUGGAGAAAGAAGCUCUCCUGGAGCAACUUAAUGUCGAUCUGGAGGCUUCUAGGAUGGCUGAAUCUUAUGCACAUAAUCUAGUGGAGGAAUGUCAGAAGAAGGUUGAGGAAUUGGAGGCACAGUCUAAGGAAGCCCGUCAUUUGGAGAGGUCUGCGUCUGAAUCGCUGGAGUCAAUCAUGAAACAGCUGGAAGGAAGUAAUGAUUUGUUACAUGAUGCAGAAGCUGAGAUUGCUUCUCUCAAGGAGAAGGUGGGCCUACUGGAGAUGUCAGCGACAAGACAGAAAGGGGAUCUUGAGGAAUCAGAACGCCGUGCUCAGGUUGCCAGGGAAGAAGCUUCUGAAAUGUCAAAGAAGGUUGAGUCGCUUAUUGCUGAGCUUGAAACCGUGAAAGAGGAGAAAAGUCAGGCUAUUGAGCAUGAAAAACUAGCGGCAGAAAGUGUUCAAUCCCUGUUGGAAGAAAAAAAUAAACUUAUAAAUGAGUUGGAAAGUUCCAGGGAGGAGGAAGAGAAAAGUAAGAAGGCGAUGGAAAGUUUGGCAUCAGCAUUGCAUGAAGUUUCUUCAGAAGCAAGAGAAGCUAAAGAGAGGUUUUUGUCUGGCCAAGCUGAACAGGAACAUUAUGAAACACAAAUAGAAGAUUUGAAGUUAGUACUGAAAGCAACCAAUGAAAAGUAUGAAAACCUGCUUGAUGAAGCAAAAGAGAAAAUUGAUGACCUCACUACUUCAGUUGAACAAUCUAAGAAUGAUCACCAGAUUUUGAAGGCUGAGUGGGAGGACAAGGAGCUUCAUCUGAUGAAUUGUGUAAAGAAAACUGAAGAAGAAAAUUCUUCAUUGGAAAAGGAAAUAAACCGAUUGGUGAAUCUGCUAAAAGAGGCUGAGCAAGAAGCUGCUUUCAAAGAGGAAGCAGUUCAGUUGAAGAGUUCUCUAAAGGAAGCUGAAUCUGAGGUGACCUAUCUAAGGGAGGUUCUUGGUGAAGCAAAGGGUGAGAGCAUGAAGUUGAAGGAGUCCUUAAUGGACAAGGAAAAUGAAGUGCAGAAUAUUCUUCAGGAGAAUGACGAGCUUCGAAGUAGAGAGGCUGAAUCUUUAAAGAAAGUUGAAGAGUUGUCCAAGUCCCUCAAAGAAGCUUUGGCCAAAAAGGAAUCUGAAGAAAAUGGAGAACUUUCUGAAAGUGAAAAAGACUAUGAUAUGCUUCCAAAGGUGGUGGAAUUCUCUGAACAAAAUGGAGGAGGAAGAGUGGAGGAGAAGCCUAAGAUUGAAGUUAUGCCUCAUCAAUCUGAGCAAUCCCCUGAAGAAAAAUCUGAAGGAGUCAACAUCAUAUCGCAUGAUAAAGCUGUUGAGACCCUAGCUGAAGUUGAGAAGCCAAAUGGAGAACUGACUGGAAACGACAACAAAGAAAAGGAAGACGAUGAUUCAGCAGAAGGUGAGUUUAAAAUGUGGGAGAGCUGCAAAAUUGGCGACAAAGAUUUCUCUCCUGAAAGAGAGACAGUACAAGAGGAGGAAUCAGAUUCGAAGACAGAGGCUGGAGAGAGCUACGACCAGGUAAACGGAUUACCUUCAGCGGAAAAUCUUGAGAAUGGUGGCGCAUCUCCUACAAAGCCGCAAAGUCAGAAGAAGAAGAAACCUUUGCUUCAUAAAUUCGGAAGUCUACUGAAGAAGAAGGGCACCAGCAGCCAGAAGUAAUACACCGGUUGUCACCUAUCCCGUGCCUGACUUGUAGAGAGGUAUACUAAAUUCAAGAGUAAAUGUUGGACUUAAAUGUGUUUGCUCAAAAUCUUUGCUUUAUUUUCUCUUCUUUGGUUAUUUGUUUGUCCCAAAUAGGUGUUUACAUAAGAAAAAAGAUUGUAUCAUCCGUAGUGUUCCAUUCUUAUUAGUUCCUGGGGUUCAAUUUCUCAAUGUGGUUUUAUCAUGUUGGGCUAAUGUCCUUUAUUUUGUAUUAUUCUUUUUAGCUUUGUUCAUUUUCUAUACUUUUAGUUUCUGAUUUCCAUCAGGAGAAGAGAUGCUUUUUCCAAAUGUACUAUGAUAUGGUCUAGAAUUGGUCUUCCGUCCAUCGUCUAUAUCCUAGUUAACCUUGUGAUGUUCA